UAAACUUCCUGUUUUGAAUUGAGUGACACGCAUGAAAAUGGCCUGAAGGCCUAGCUUAUACACUACAGGAGAGAAAACGAACAGUGAUGAUUCUGUGAUACUUGCAUAAAAGGUCCACUUAAGGAUCUAAAGAAAUCCAAGAGGGGAUACUCAUCAUGGAAAAUGAGGAUCUACAGGAGGGAGAGAUUCUACUGAAGAAUUACAGUUCCCACAAUGGGUCCAUGGACUCCAAUUUGGAUGAGGAUCCCAUACAGUCCAUACAGAUGGAGCUGGAGGAUCAUCACCUUGACAACAGUCCUGUUGUUAGUCCCACCCACCAGGAAUACCCCUCUGAAGAUUUCUCUCCCAACUGCUACCUCAGUCUGGCGGCUGUCAUGGCCUCCCUUGGGGGUAUCCUCUUUGGAUAUGACAUAGGUAUCAUAUCCGGUGCUGUCCUUCAGCUGCAGGACCAGUUCUGUCUCUCCUGUUUCCAGAGGGAGCUGGUUGUGAGCAUCAUGCUUGUAGGGGCCAUGAUGGGAUCCCUAUUUGGAGGUUUUGUGAUAGACAAGUAUGGACGUAGGAUGACAAUCAUUCUCAAUGCUGGAGUAUUCCUCGUAGGAGCUUUUAUUCUAGCCCUGUCCACAAGUUAUCCCCUCUUGUUGUUUGGUCGCCUGGUCAUUGGCAUAGCUGUUGCUGUGUCUGCUACAGGAGAAUGUGUUUAUAUAUCGGAGAUAGCACCUGCUAAGAAGCGAGGAGUGCUGGUAUCUCUGAAUGAGCUUGGCAUUACUCUUGGACUUCUCUUGGCUUACCUCAUUAACUACUUCUUUAUUCAGGUUGACAAUGGCUGGCGUUACAUGUUUGGGCUGUCUGCAAUUCCUGCAGUUGUACAAGGUAUAGGGAUGAUGUUUCUUCCUAAGAGUCCACGCUUUUUGAUGUUGACAAGACAGGAGGCAAAGGCCAAGGAAGUGUUGAUGAAACUGAGAGGCAGAGAUGUUGAAAAGGAGAUGAAUGCCAUGAAGAUAUCCAUUGCUGGAGAAAUGAACCAGACCUGCUGUAAUCUGUGUAGCAGUGUAGACAACAUGAGAGGGCGGAUGUUGAUUGGGGCAGGACUUGUCUUCUUUCAACAGUUUACAGGCCAGCCUAAUGUGCUGUAUUACGCACCCACCAUUUUUGAGGCUGUAGGCUUUGGGUCACAUUCUGCGGCUACUCUAGCAACAGUAGGACUAGGGGUUAUCAAGGUUAUCAUGACUGUGAUUGCCUUACUGUGUGUGGAUAAAUGGGGAAGAAGGAAGUUUCUCCUGACCGGUGCUAUAUUGAUGGGUGUGGCCAUCCUGUGUCUGGGGCUCGUGACCCACCUUCAGAAUCACAAACUUGACAAAGAGACAUGCUCCGAGAGUGAGGCAUGUGUGCCUGGCCAUCAUCAACACCAAAAGUUUCUAUACAACCAAUCACACAGUCUCACUGGAGAUAACCUGACUAACUCAAUCAUAACCACACUGUCUAACUCCACUGAUGAUGCACCUCUGGUACACGGGGACACAGCUGGGAAAGUGGUGGCAUUUAUAGCCUUAAUGACAUUUGUGGCAGCUUAUGCCAUAGGAUUUGGACCAGUUACCUGGCUGAUCCUCAGUGAGAUUUUCCCAUCCUCAUUGAAGGGACGGGCCAUUGGUAUGGCAACAGUUCUCAACUGGGGCACCAAUAUGGUUGUCUCCUCUGCGUUUCUCAGUGUUAUUGAUGAGGUUGGAGUGUCCUUGACCUUUUUCAUAUUCAGUCUGAUCUGUGGGUUAUCCACAGGAUUUGUAUUUCUGUUUGUCCCGGAGACAAAAGGACGUUCCUUGGAACAGAUAUCUUCAGAUCUUACAAAAGAGUUGUGUAGUUGGGAAAUGUCCUUGUUCCUGAACGCCAAUGUCGUCAAUCAGUGUACGUCUUGGAAUGCUCUGGUGCUGCAAGUCACUGACAACAGAAGUGAAACUGUCGUCGAGGUACAAACCUGUUCCUGAAGUUCGCAUGUCCUCUCUGGCUGUCAGCUGAAGGUCAUCCAAGAUCAAUGAAGGUUAUUACCUCCCAGUUAAAUGGGAAUAAUGUAGAAAGAAAGGGCAUAACUGAGUAGAUCAAACAAGCUGACAAAAUACAAAUUCUAGUCAUACAAAUUAUCAAACAUAACAUGAAAUGAUAGAUUAAAUGGACCAAGGAUCUGUGCAAUGACAAGCUUUCUUUUUUCAAAAUUAAUUGCAAUAUCAACUUGAGUUGUACAAUAUCUUAGCUGAAGGUCUAUAGUUGAAUAAAUGGUCCAGGUUUUCGCUGUAGUAACAGUUAAGCUUAAAGAGUUAAAAAAAAAAACCAUGAUUUUUAUAAUUAGCUGUAGGCCAGUUAUUAGUGGGUCCAAGUUCUGAAUUGUAGGCCUAUAGUUAAAAAAAGUGGUCCAGAUUUUAGCUAUAGUUAAUAGUAGGCCAAUAUACAGUGCAUAGUUAAACAAAUGAGUGGUGUGUUUUUUUUGCUGUAGAUCAAUAUUUGAAUAAACGGUUUAAAUGCUUAGCUUUAGGCCUAUAAUUAAAUUAGUAGUUCAGAUAUCUAGCUGUUGGUUGAAUUGUGUUUUUCAUAUCAAUACACAAUUUCUGAGUUGUCUCCCUUUGCGAACUCUUCAAAAUUUGCUGCUUGGUAGGGCCAGAGCAAUAUGAUUACUGUGAAUAAAAAUGUUACCUUGAUGCGUUUCAGAAUUGCAUAACACAUCUCAGUUUUACUAGAAAUAUAGUAGAUACAGAGAACUAAACAAUAUCGGUAACUAUUUAUCUUGAAAACCUUUUAAACACAAAACAACACUAAAUAAUGAGCAAAUAUGAAAGCUUUCUAAGUACUGCAUAAGUGUCGAUAAACUUGAGUUGAUGUAAGGGAACAAUAUUUGGACAAGGCUCGUCUCGGUGGGUUUCCUGUCAACAAAAUGAUGAGGACAAUUUGCCAUUCACAAUCAGCGACGUUCACUUUCUCUGAAUACUCUUAUUUUUCUGUUUGGCAGCAAAAAGAAUUUUACACCUUUUAUCCAUGCAUGGAUAUUUGAUGAAUAUAUUAAGAUUUCUUGUCACCACAAUUCAACCUGGCACAUAGUAGAAAUGUGUCGACAUCAUGAAAGUGAUGAGACAACAGCUUGGCUUCCAAUUCUAGGUCUUACUCCUGUGUUAGUACACUAUACCUCUGCCACCAAAAGGGGACUAAAUUUCAGGGGUGAUAACUGCCACGGAAAACGGAAAGUUAGAACUCAGAAAUUGCGUAUUGGAACCCAAAAAUAUGUUGUACUUCGGUAUAUGAUACUAAUGUACAGUAUAAUCAUGUUUCAACCCUUUUUGCAUUGAAAUAUUGUGUUCAUUAUAUUAUGAUCAUCACACUUUUCUGUGUAAAGUUUUUUUUAUAAGAUGUAUUAUUGUUGAUUAACCAGAAAUAAUUUUGCUCACCUGUCAAAAUUCAGUGUGCUAAAAUGUGAGAGCACUGAGCCCAUUAUAUUACAUUGCCAAAUCAAAUCCAAUUUUAUCGUUUUGUCACAAUUGUCUAUGUUUUUGAAUCUCAUGUUCAAGUCUUCUAUUUUUUUACUUUAUAUUUUUUAGAAACUUACUCUUGUGGUUUCUUUAGAAAAUGUGUUUUCACAGCACAUAGAUAACUAGGGUCUCAUACUGUAUCAGAACCAGGUAUUUUGUACUCCUGAAAAAGUUCAGUGUUGUUGUAUAAUGUCUUGUUGCUAGUUUUUAAAUUCUUUCAUAUACAUAGAGAAUGAUAUAUAUUGUAUUGACAUUACUAUUUGUAAAUGUACUUAAUUAUUCUUGACAGAAUCUCAAACCAAAAUCCAUCCAGUUGCUUCUUAGUAACCCACUUGCCUUAUCCAAAUCUCCAAAUCAUUUGGAUUAACCCUUAGUAACCUAAGUUUCUUACUUAUGGUCCAUCAGAUCACCCCUUAGUAACCUGAAUCUCUUACAUUUAGUCCAUCAGGUCACCUCUUAGUAACCUGAAUUUCUCACUUAGGUCCAUCAGAUCACACCUUAGUAACCUGAAUCUCUUACUUAGGUCCAUCAGGUCACCCCUUAGUAACCUGGGUCUCUUACUUAGGUCCAUCAGAUCACUCCUUAGUAACCUGAAUCUCUUACUUAGGUCCAUCAGAUCACCCCUUAGUAACCUGAAUCUCUUACUUAGGUCCAUCAGAUCACCCCUUAGUAACCUGAAUCUCAUACUUAGGUCCAUUAGAUCACUCCUUAGUAACCUGAAUCUCUUAUUUAGGUCCAUCAGGUCACUCCUUAGUAACCAGAAUUUCUUACGUAGGUCCAUCAGAUCAACCCUUAGUAACCUGAAUCUCUUACUUAGGUCCAUCAGAUCAACCCUUAGUAACCUGGAUCUCUUACUUUUAGUCCAUCAGAUCAACCCAUAGUAACCUGGAUCUCUUAUUUAGGUCCAUCAGAUCACCCCCUAGUAACCUGAAUCUCUUACUUACAUCCAUCAGAU
Molecule: messenger RNA, 4461 nt
Organism: Pecten maximus
Lineage: Eukaryota; Metazoa; Mollusca; Bivalvia; Pectinida; Pectinidae
Product: solute carrier family 2, facilitated glucose transporter member 10-like
Exons: 15
Coding region: 156-1979 (607 amino acids)
Biological process (GO): transmembrane transport
Cellular component (GO): membrane
Molecular function (GO): transmembrane transporter activity
Source: RefSeq, a predicted model, not a curated record